CACACUUAUCAUCAAACACAAGAUAAAUCAUAAAAAGAAAGGUCUAAAAUAGGGUCUUAACCAACCAGAGUUGACUUAAGUGGUGAGUAGUUUGAUGUCGCUUAACGGCUUAAGGACGGUUUCUAGUUAAGCCUCACCAAAUGUAAAAAACUCUUGUGAGAGACUCAUCCACCAUAAAUCAGGUGUGCAACUAAAGUCGGAUUCGGACCGGUGAGGCAAACUCAAUAAAAUAGAGUCUUAAAACUCCAAUUGGGCCUAUUUAAAUAAUAAAAAAAAAACCCCUCCCAAAUGGGCUAAUCCUUUCUUAAUCGGACUAUUAGGUUCAUCUUCUUGAUUAGAGGCCCAGAAUUUCAAAAUUAAUUUCCACAAAAACUCGAAAAAACCAGUUACUCAAAUACCCGCGACUCAGUGAGUCGACACUCGCGAGCUCGCAAGGUCAUAACUCAUAACCCCAAUUCACCGCCAUAUAAUUCUCAAUAAAUCACCCACAAAACCCUCUUAAUUGUCAAUUAAAAGGGGAAUUACAUACACCCAGAAAGAGAAAUUUCUCCAAUUUCCAGGAUUAUCUGCUACAAAUCAAGGAUAAAUGGAGAGUAUAUUAGAUACUAUUGAUGAAGAGCUGAGCUUUGGAGAUGGUGAAGAUGUGGAGAUGAUGGAUAUUGAAGAAGGAGAAGUUGUGGAUGGGCAUGUUUCAGGGGAAACUAGUGACAAAAAUGAUAUUGAAGUGAAGGUGAUUUCACAGAGUGAAAAUCUUCAACCAGCGAAGAAUACAGGCAAGAGAAGGAAGAAGAAAAAGAAGAAUAAGAAGAAGAAUUUCGUACCCCAAUCAGAUGUCGUUAACAUUGACAGGUUUGUUGUGGAUGUCUGUAAGAGGUUAAGAGAGCGAAAGUCAUAUCUGGUGUAUACUGCAAUUGGUGUUCUGGGAAUAGCUGCUGUUAGGGAUCUUGUUAAAGAGGUAGAAGCUGUCCAAGUUUGUGGAGGUCAGAAGACUGUUCUAGGCGAUCGAUAUAGGUCUGGUGGAGGGGUAUUAUGGAAUAUACUUAAGGCACGAGAUCCCAAUGCCUAUAAGGAGAUAAUGAAGAAAGGAAGGGACUUUGAGAAACAAUUUAGGCGACCGAGUGUCCAACCACCUAGUGCUUCAGAUGCAAUGACCGGUAAGCCAGUGGCUAGCACUUCAGACAAUGACUGUGAGAUAGAAACCCCAGUGCAGGAACAGUUACCACAGCCCAGUGCUGGAGAGAAACGUGUGCCUGUACAUGAAAGGAUUAGGGUGCCUGUCUCGUAUGAUGAUCUGCCUGUAGAGGAGCCAGCAAAUGACCAAUCAUCUUGAAACAACGUGGGCAUCUGCCUGUAGAGGGGCCAGCAAAUGACCAAUCAUUUUGAAACAUCGUGGACAUGUUUUUGGCUAGCAAUGGAGAGUUGAGAUCUUUUUGUGGUCUUCUUUCUUCAAACUUCAAUUCAAAGAGAGGAUAUGAGAUCAAGUUUUGAUAACCAAUUGUUAUAUUUAUAUUUUUUCCCUCUUUAAUGGUCAAUGACUUGUUUUGAUGCCAAUUAUUGUCCACAUUGUUCUUAAUUCAGGGUAUUUCGCCCAUUCUGUUAAUAACUUUAUAUUUAUACCCUUUUAAUUAUAAGUUUCUGUUCCUAAGAAAACAGACUUUCAGAUCAACAAA
This is a messenger RNA of Chenopodium quinoa (quinoa), 1670 nucleotides long. RefSeq lists its product as uncharacterized. Gene Ontology annotation, biological process: snRNA export from nucleus. The transcript has 5 exons. Lineage: Eukaryota; Viridiplantae; Streptophyta; Magnoliopsida; Caryophyllales; Amaranthaceae. The record is from RefSeq and is a predicted model, not a curated record. Bases 587 to 1330 code for a protein of 247 amino acids.